AUGUUUUCUCUCAUCAGAAAGAUCAGCAGUUCGCAGCACCCUAGCAACAACAUGCCAGAACAUUCAACACAGGAAAACGACACCAAGCAAGAAGAACAAGAGCAACAAGAAGAGCACGUCGACGGCACCAGCUAUGAUCCUGAUGCAGAUCCCAGAGAUCCUGGAAGAUACUACACUUUUCCACGUUUUGCUGAAGAGUAA
Aureobasidium vineae is the source of this 201-nucleotide messenger RNA. The record is from the annotation of a GenBank genome assembly. NCBI's taxonomy places the organism in Eukaryota, Fungi, Ascomycota, Dothideomycetes, Dothideales, Saccotheciaceae.